CUCCGUCCCAGCUUGGAGGCCAGGACUUUGCCCGCCUUCCCAGCACGCCUGGAAUGUCAACAGACCGUGUGACACAGGCCUCGCCAUGGUGUCUGGGUCCCGCGGGCCGGCCCUCCUCUGCUCUCUGCUCGGCCUGCAGGCAUCUCUGGCCGCAGUCUUCCUCACCCAGGAGGAGGCCCACGGCGUCCUGCGCAGGCACCGGCGCGCCAACUCGUUCCUGGAGGAGCUGAGGUCCGGCUCCCUGGAGCGGGAGUGCGGAGAGGAGCGGUGCUCCUUUGAGGAGGCCCGGGAGAUCUUCCAGAAUGCCGAGAGGACGCGCCCAUGGACGGCGCCUCUCUGCGCGGGGCCCUCAUUUCCAGCCGGAAAAUGCGCUUUGAAAAGCAGGCCCCGGGGGGGCCCUGCCUUCCCAUGGACGCUGCCCGCCCCCGACCCCCCGCCCCCAAAGCGGCCCGAGCUCCGUGCAGGGGCUGCUGAUGGAGCAGACGGCGGGGACGCUGGCCUGGGCCUCUCCCAGCAGCCCCCGCAGGCGCGGGCGGACACCUCGACCGCGGCUUCAGAGAGCAAACGUGUGGGGGCCGCUGCGGAGAGCCGCCCCACGGCUGUUUGCACGCUGGGAAAGAAGCAGUUCUGGGUUUCUUACAACGAUGGGGACCAAUGUGCCUCGAAUCCGUGCCAGAACGGGGGUUCCUGUGAGGACCAGCUCCAGUCCUACAUCUGCUUCUGUCUCGACAAUUUCGAGGGCCGGAACUGUGAGACAAACAAGAAGGACCAGCUGAUCUGUAUGAACGAGAACGGAGGCUGUGAGCAGUACUGCAGCGACCAUGCAGAGACCAGGCGCUCUUGCCGGUGCCACGAGGGGUACGCGCUCCAAGACGAUGGGGUGUCCUGCGCUCCCACAGUGGAGUAUCCGUGUGGAAGAAUACCUGUUCUGGAAAAGAGAAAUGGCCGCGACCCCCAAGGCCGAAUUGUGGGUGGCAAGGUGUGCCCCAAAGGAGAAUGUCCCUGGCAGGCUGCACUGAAGCUGGACGGCGUGCUGGUGUGUGGGGGCGCCCUGCUCGACGCUGCCUGGUUGGUCUCUGCAGCCCACUGCUUCGACAGAAUCAGGAACUGGGAGAACCUGACGGUGGUGCUGGGCGAGCACGAUCUCCGCAAGGAGGAGGGCGAGGAGCAGGAGCGGCACGUCGCCCAGAUCAUCAUCCCCGACAAGUACAUCCCCCGCAAGACGAACCAUGACAUCGCCCUGCUGCGCCUGCGGACGCCCGUGGCCUUCACCAACCAUGUCGUGCCCCUGUGUCUGCCCGAGAAGGCCUUCUCCGAGAGGACGCUGGCCUUCAUCCGCUUCUCCACCGUCAGCGGCUGGGGCCAGCUGCUGGACAGGGGCAUCACGGCCCUUGAGCUCAUGGCCAUCGACGUGCCCCGGGUGAUGACCCAGGACUGCCAGGAGCAGUCACACAGGAAGGCGGGCUCUCCGGCAAUCACCGAGAACAUGUUCUGCGCCGGCUACCUAGAUGGGAGCAAGGAUGCCUGCAAGGGGGACAGCGGGGGCCCGCACGCCACCAAGUUCCAGGGCACCUGGUACCUGACGGGGAUCGUCAGCUGGGGGGAGGGCUGUGCGGCCGAAGGUCACUUCGGGGUGUACACCAGGGUCUCCCAGUACAUCGAGUGGCUGCGCAGGCUCAUGAGCCAGAGCCCAACCUCGGGAGGCCUCCUCCGGGCCCCGCUGCCCUAGCCUCAGUGCAGGGCCACCCUAAUAAAGCUGCCACCCGUCCCUGCUCUGUUCCAGAAACACCCUGCACUUCUGGAGUGGGGGAAGGGGGUGCAAAGCUGGCUGAGCAGGAUGUGCCCGGGGGGAGCACCGAUGUGCCUGCCAGGGAGGGGACGCACUGUUUCCCAGGGGACCGUGCUCCCCUGACGGCCGUUGUGGUGGUGCGUGUGCACGUCGGCAUGCAUACAUUGCUGCCUACACAUCAGCACACACACACCUGCAUCCACAUAUCGGCGUGCUUACACUUGCGUGCUCACACUGGCACACACACCUGUGUCCACACAUUGGCGUGCUCACACUUGCGUGCUCACAUCUUUACGUUCCAUUCCUGUCUUCUUGCACAAGCAUGUCGCCCUCAUUUCACGUACACGGGAAGCAUCAUCCAUUCAUCCUGGGGACUGUCCUUCCAGAUCUAUCUGUGUACGUAGCUUUGACCAUAAAAUGUGAGGCUGUCACCCUC
This is a messenger RNA of Acinonyx jubatus (cheetah), 2225 nucleotides long. RefSeq names its product coagulation factor VII (gene F7). Gene Ontology annotation, biological process: proteolysis; blood coagulation. The coding region runs from base 86 to 1729 and encodes 547 amino acids. The transcript is spliced from 9 exons. Gene Ontology annotation, cellular component: extracellular region. The record is from RefSeq and is a predicted model, not a curated record. Lineage: Eukaryota; Metazoa; Chordata; Mammalia; Carnivora; Felidae. Gene Ontology annotation, molecular function: calcium ion binding; serine-type endopeptidase activity.